UCGCUUCAAACUGAGAAACACGCUGGCUGCUCACAGUUUAUUCAGGAGCUGUGCAUGUGUACAGAGAGGGGACGCACUGCGCUCACAUCACAGACACAGCCAUUCAGGGUUUUUUUUUUUUUACAAACAUAGAAGUACUGAGAUAGAUUGCGUCACUUUGUAACUUUUCAUGAUUGAAUGUGACACUUUUUUGUGAGUCAUUAUUUAAACCCAAGCUGGUAAACUAAUCAAGACUUGUGUCGGAAAGUGCUGAGUGCGCUCCCUGGAUGCUUUGGGUGAACAGGUGGCGCAACCUCCGGUUCCAUUAGUUUGUUAUUAGGGUCGGACGCAGGCAGACAGGAGUUAACGCACCUCAGCCUGCUGGACCCUGAGCAUUCUAGAGCUGCCUGUGGGUGAGAGCAGAGCGGCUCAGCUUCCCCCUUGUUAAAGAGGAGACAUUUAACAAGGAGCUGUGAUGCCAGUGGCUGACAGCGACAUGGUAGUGGAAAACAGCCACGGGUUAUACGAGGGUAAAACCCCAAACAAUGCCGGGAGUGAGGGCAUCCUCCCGGCCUCCCUAUGCAGUCCUGCAGCGGACAUCCUGAAGAACUUUUACCACACCAAGCGGGUCGGGAACUAUCUUAUUGGGAGGAAGCUGGGGGAAGGAUCGUUCGCCAAAGUUAGAGAGGGUCUCCAUGCCUUGACAGGGGAAAAGGUGGCAGUGAAAGUCAUUGAUAAGAGGAAGGCCAAGAAAGACUCAUAUGUGACCAAGAACUUGCGGAGGGAAGGCCACAUCCAGCAGAUGAUCCGCCAUCCCAACAUCACUCAGCUGCUGGACAUCCUGGAGACGGAGAACAGCUACUACCUGGUAAUGGAGCUCUGUCCCGGUGGGAAUCUUAUGAACCGCAUCUACGAUAAGAAACGGCUGGAUGAGAGGGAGACUCAGAAAUACAUCCGGCAGCUGGUGCUGGCUGUGGAGCACCUGCACAGGGCAGGUGUGGUACACAGGGAUCUGAAGAUAGAAAACCUCCUACUGGAUGAACAGGACAACAUAAAGCUCAUAGAUUUUGGCCUCAGUAACUGCGCUGGUAUCUUGGGAUACUCGGACCCUUUCAGCACCCAGUGUGGAAGUCCAGCAUACGCCGCCCCAGAGUUGCUGUCCAGGAAGAAGUAUGGGCCAAAAGUGGACGUCUGGUCAAUUGGAGUGAACAUGUACGCUAUGUUGACUGGGACUCUCCCAUUCACCGUGGAGCCCUUCAGUCUUCGAGCAUUGCACCAGAAGAUGGUAGACAAGGAAAUGAACCCUUUACCUCCUUCACUCUCUACAGCUGCCAUUUGUCUUCUGAAGAAACUUCUCGAACCAGAUCCAAACAAGCGCCCAAAUAUUCACCAGGUGAUGGCAGACUCCUGGCUACAACUGGCCAACAAAAACACAGGGGCACCAUACCUCAACAGAAUCCACAUAGAGGAAAUAAACCAUACAGUGUUGCUACACAUGACAGAGAAGAUGGGUUACAAACACAGUGAAGUGCUCAGCGCCGUCCUCACCAACCGCGCUUGCCACACUUUGGCUGUCUACUUCCUCCUCAACAAAAAAAUGAAGAGACUCUCCAAAGAAUACAGGGAAAUGCAGUUCCAGGAGAAAAAGAAAGGAGAGAAGGAGAAAAAUGAAUAUUUCCAGACCCAGUGGAGGAAACACGUCGACAAGCUCACCAUCCCACCGAAACAGACGCCCGUCUAUCUGGCUGUCAGCAAGGGGCCCAGCAAGGAGAAAAAGCACAGAACAGGUCUAUUACGUGCCAUAACUGGUGGCCAUCGUAAUUCACCCCUGGCUCCACCAGGCACAGUCGCUUCUUCCUCCAUGGAAUAUCUAGAGAUCCAUCCUCUCUUUCCCAACACACCGCAGCAAAGGAGGCGCUUGGCUACACUCCCACAAGUUAAUACAAGCCCUGAACACAACAUCCCUGCUCCACCAGCACCAUCGCCAAUCGGCAUGCAUUCCUUUGGGUCCCUCUCCAAAGCAGAGCAAAUUGAAGACACCCCGGCUUCACCCUGGUACAAGCUAACCAACGGGACGCUAUCCCCGCCUCGUCACGUCUCAGCCUUCCAACCGGACUCCUCUUAUUUGAAGAAGGCCACAAUCCCCAGUCCUCCAGUUCUCAUUGUCAACCCACAGCCCAAAAAGAGCAACUCGUCUGACUGGUGCGGUGGUUCCGAUACAAGUGGCAGUCCCCCAAGUACUAUAGGGAGCCCCCCAGGAGGCUCUGCUUUCAGCCCUCCAAAGUCAGCCUUCAGCCCGCUUAACCCCACCUCAGCUUUCAGCCCUCCCUCCAACAGCGGCAGCAGCGACCCCGACAGCCCCACGCACCGCAGCAAGUUCCCUUCCAUGGGGAUCGGACAGAUUUUAAAGAAGAAGGUCCAGCUGCAGCCGUUCACAUUCCGGCCAGAACAAGUCAUUGAGGAGGUGGUGUCCCCGCCUCCCUACCCCAUGCAGACUCUCCUCUGUGCUUCAGGUGCACUAAAAACCCUCUGCUGAGGGAUAUGAGGCAAAAGAACAGAAAAAGAAAGACAGACAGACUGAACUCGAGACCUCUCUCAACAAUUAACAUACGUGAGUUGGAGAGGUCUUCCAGAGCGGCCUUUUGAACUGUGAAAUGUCCUUUUAUUGUGACUGAGCCACUUUUCAUGACAGAUUAACCAUUUAAAAGUCAUUAAAGUCCUUAAAAAUGGAACAAAAGGGGUUUGAGUAAGAGUAAGUCAUAAUUAAUCUCUUGUCACCGCUCUCAUUAUGUAAUAAGAGGUGGUGACACUGAGAAAAUGAGAUUUAAAAAUGAUCCCUUAGCAAUGACUAAACCUCACUGUGUCCUAGAUACACAGUGGACUUAGAACAUCACGUAAUGCAAGGUGCGCACAUAAUCGCAUAUACGUACAUACACACAGAACACUGUAUUAUAGAGUUAAGAGAUACUCUCUUAUGUAAUUAUGCUGUAACUGGUUACUAAUUGAACCGAAAACUGAUUCACACCAGCUAACGGACCCCAACUCGUACCCUAACCCUGAUUUAACGUGUAAAUGUUUUGUCUCUGUGAAAACUCUCAUAAGAUACCCACAAACUUCCAGUCAGCUGGCACUGUAUCCUCAAAGCUGACUGGUUAGAGAAGCUCACUGCACUAUUCUUGAAACCAAAACCUAUAGUAACAAGAGUGUUUGCCAUCCUUUACCUCACUGCAUUAUUCAUACAUUAAUGUAACAGCGGUCGAUUGUGACAUGCUUGUGUGGAUUUUGCCACCGUGUUGCAGUGUCUGAGCAUUAGUGCCAUUAGAGUGAACACGAGAAAAUAGACAUAGGUAGCAAGAGUAGAUCCAUACUCCCACUUUUUUACCGUUCUAAUAAAAGCAUACUUCAACACUGAUAACUCACAGUUCUAACUUUUUAUAGUCAAGUGUUACAUCACCUCUAUGAUCCACAGGGAAACUAAAACUGUGAAAGUUGUAGUUAUGACUUUCUCACAAUGGGAUGUGUCUGUUCAUAGUCAGUUUUGAAGAAUAAAAAAAGAAAAGAUAAAAAAAAUAGAGCAUCAAAGCCUUAUGAAACUGAUCAACCUCGCCAUAGGCUGAAGGUAUGAAGAACUGCUUGGUUCAAGUAACAUCCAUGAAAAUAACUCACUUCCUUUUGUCUUAAUGAUGUAGUUUGUGCAAUAGUCUUAAAUGUUAACUGCAAUGCCGAGUAUUUGCCAACAGCUCUAAUGAGAGCAAUGUGAAAAUUGUGCUUGUAAAUAAGAUUACGACUCCUGUGUUCCUGUCACUGGCACCGUUCUGUACAAAGGGAUUUCUACAAAAUCUAUUGAGCCAAAUCUUUCACAUCAUUGUUACUUCUGGAAACUAUUCUGACCCUAGAAAAAGGCUUCCACCGGCGCAAGAGGCUACUCACUGUUAGGAUAGAAUCUCUUCCUGUCAAGAUGAAAAGUUGCAUGCAAUGUUUCACAAGUCAAACUGUUUUGUCACCUUUUUGAAAUGAUGUCUUUGUACCUUUUUUCUUGUUGAUACUGAGAUUGAUACAGACUCUGGGGGUCUUUUGUAAGAUUUUGUAAUGGAUGGUUUUGUUUGAGUGUCAAGAGAUUUCUAUGCUGUAUAAAGUAUUUUAAAUAUUUAUACUGAA
This is a messenger RNA of Sphaeramia orbicularis (orbiculate cardinalfish), 4137 nucleotides long. It is a transcript of the gene hunk, whose product is annotated as hormonally up-regulated Neu-associated kinase. The coding region runs from base 455 to 2515 and encodes 686 amino acids. Lineage: Eukaryota; Metazoa; Chordata; Actinopteri; Kurtiformes; Apogonidae. Gene Ontology annotation, cellular component: cytoplasm. The transcript has 9 exons. Gene Ontology annotation, molecular function: ATP binding; protein serine/threonine kinase activity. Gene Ontology annotation, biological process: protein phosphorylation; intracellular signal transduction. The record is from RefSeq and is a predicted model, not a curated record.